AUGUCAGCCGCAACAUUGGAAACAAUAUGGAGAAAGCGAAAGGAUGAGCGCUACAAAUUUGACAUGGAAGACAUGCUUGAAUUAAUUGGAAGGAAGAAAGGGGAAGCCAAAAAACAGAAAUAUCGGCAACAGUGCCGUGAUGCCAGCGCCCUAAGAAAGGUGUUCAGGCGGAGUCUCCACCCCGAAGACGAAGUGAUCCUGGCUUACUUGAAAGAAAAGCAGGAACGGAAAAUCAAAGAACUAUUUGGCCAUGAGUAUAAGUUGGAAAGGGAAGUAUGCCCAAAACGUCAGUUGGAACUACUCAUUCAAAAGUCAUGGGCAUCCAAAAAUAUUCUAGCCGACCUCUGGUGGAAGGGUUUUGAGGUCAAAGACAUGCUUGAAUUAAUUGGAAGGAAGAAAGGGGAGGCAGACAAACAAAAAUAUCGGCAACAAUGCCAUGAUGCCAGCUCCCUCGCGAAGGUAUUGAGGCCGCUGUUUCACCCAGAAGACGAAGUGAUAACUAGCUACUUACGCGAGAAGUUCAAGCAGCACCAAAACAAAUUUGAGCAGUCACGUCCUGUGGUAACGUCUGACUCGAGAAACAGAACGAAAAAGAAUGCAAUUGAAACGCAAAUGCCAACUGCUGUGGAGACAUCACCACCAGCGAUCGGUAAUGAACCAGCGAUCGGUAAUGAAUUGGGAGCCGAAAAUGAAUUUGAUAAUGAAUGGGAAGCCGAAAAUGCAAUUGAAACGCAAAUGCCAACUGCUGUGGAGACAUCACCACCAGCGAUCGGUAACCAACCAGCGAUCGGUAAUGAAUUGGGAGCCAAAAAUGAAUUUGAUAAUGAAUGGGAAGCCAAAAAUGCAAUUGAAACGCAAAUGCCAACUGCUGUGGAGACAUCACCACCAGCGAUUGAUAAUGAAUUGGGAGCCGAAACCGUGUCGUCCACAUCCCCAGCUACUGGUAAUGAACGGAGAGCCGAAACAGCGCCGCUUGAGUUUCCUACUGCACAAAGAAGCAUAAAGAUGGAGAUGUUAGAGAGGUUUGAUUUGAGUUCGAAACAAUUUCUUAUGGAAACCUUGCACCCAAGUAACGAGCCAGUAGAUUUGGAUUCGGUUUUACUGGACUGGAAGAAUACCGACAAAGCGAAAGUACAUGAAUGCUUUAGUCAACGGUUCCUUCCACUGAACACGGACGAUCUGGAAAAGCUUCUGAAGAAUAAGAUAUGGGUGCCACCUGGCAUGGCACUUGUCUCGGAUUCAAUGGAUUUUAUUAACAAAACUGAGCGAGAAAAGGCCAAGAAGCAAAACCAGCUUGCAGCUACAUUGCAAAAAAGAAAGACGGCAAAAACAGUGGCUAGAAGUCUUCUACGGAAGUCCACCAACCCGUACCAUCCUAUCCUGAAGUUUAUUCAUGCUGAGUUUGGAAGACAAGGAACAAAAAUGGCGCACAACGGAAGUUCCACCUAUGCCGAGGUUACUUAUGAAAGUAUCUCGGGCUUGGUGGAGGUUCUCCGAGAUCAAAAUGUUUCUUCCGCUAGUGACUGCAUCAUUGAUGCAGGUAGCGGCAUAUCGACCAUGGUGACACGUAUGUCGGUCGAGUUGCAGUGUCAAGCAUUAGGUUUGGAGUACUGUCACCAACGGACAUACCUUGCUGCCAACGCUACCACCAAACUUUAUGACGAGUUCCGUGACAACAAGGAUUUCAACCAGGGCACAAUGCUUGUUCUAGGAGAUCUAUAUGAUCUCAAGCAGAUCCGCAAACAAGUAACCGUACUGAUUAUGUUCGAUGAGGCGUUUCCACCGGACUUGAUGUACCACAUGGGGGAUCUCAUCAAGACGGCAUCAUCCAAUCUUCGUUUGGUAGUGUCGGCUAAGGGUAAAAGAGAGAGCUUUUACUCGCAACUUCUCUGCGAUGCGGGACUAUCCGAGCUGACAACUGUCAAGGCAAGCAAAACAGACAUUGGCGGAGCAACGACAUUUAUUGUAUUCAAGCGCGAGCAGAUGAUGGCAAGGUUGUCUUCUACCGAGCACAAAGAGGUGGCAAUGCAUCACCAGAUCGAGGCCGAUCUGGAACGCUUCAAGAAAGGCUCAUUUGAAUCGAGAAAGCAGCAUUACGAGUUGCUGUUGCGGAGGACAAAAAGUAUAAUGCAAACGGAGAAAGAGGCUCGGAAAGUCAAAAUGAGAGACGGCAAAAGCUCGCAAUGCCUCUGCAAAACGGAGGUCCGAUGCGAGAGUUCAUGCCCGAAGUGCCUACUAUACUUCAAGCAUGUUGACAUCAACCAGCUAUUGUGCAAGACAGUGCCCUGGUUGCCCACCCAACGUGGACUUUACUGCAAAACGGAUCUGAAAGAGGGUCAAUUUGUGAUCAUAUACUUAGGAAGACGCAAGGCAUCGGUCACCAAGAACGACCAGUACGUGCUGGUGAUGAAUGGCCAGAGAAUCGAUGCCAGGGGAUACGGGAUACACCAGUUUGUGAACCACAGCUGCAGACCGAAUUGUGAAUUGAGCAAGUGGACAGACCACAACGGCGAGGAGCGAGUCUCCAUUAGAGCUAGGGAGAAUAUUGACUGUCAGACAGAGCUGACGGUCAACUAUGGGGAAGGAAGGGAACCUUUCCAGUGUUGCUGCAGUACAUGCCGUCCUACAAAACAAACUGUGCUGUGGUUUGGCAUGACUGGAACCACAGUCGAAAGCAAACAAGUGCAGUACCCUACGGCCUCGCUCACCAAGAAACAGUGGAAAGAGUGGUUUGCCCUGUUCAAACGGAACAAUAAGGGCAUUUUUGGUCAGCAGGUGGCAAGAGAUUUUCUUCGCAUCGCGUCGGCAAGAAAAGAUGGAAACUGGGUUUACACGGUGUCUAAUAUGGCGAAAAUAAAGGAUAAGGAUCCAAUGUGGCACAAGCAUAACGACUGGAAUCACCCGUCUUGCCUUUCCAAGAUUGUCGGAUGCAUCGACGUAGUCGAGUUCAACUGGAUGUGGAUGCCAAGUGCGUACGUUGCAGAUAACCUUCAAGGCUUUUUCCCACGGGUUCUUCCCCAAUUGGUUGAACGACUUGCGUUGGGUGGGUACAUUAUGUGGCCUCUUCAACUUCACAUCCUGGAUAAGCUAUUGACCUACUGUAGGCCGGCUUGGAAGAUAGAAUUGUUGAGGGAGGGUGAAGCUGCGAGUCCCUUGUUGCAGGCCACUCGUAGACUGCAAGGAACAAUGAGCAACGAUGAAUACUACCAGGUCAUGAAGAAGACAAAGCAGCAGAUAGGUUUGUACGCUGGUCUUGACAGUCGCAAGGCCUUCCAAUGCAAUUCGCUCUCAAACAGGGCAUCCGUUGAACAAAUUGUAUACCAAUAUGCAUCUAAUGGUGAUAUCACGAAGCUUAAGUUCAUUCGCCUCUCUAAACGAAGCAUCGAUCCCCUAAUUGGGGAUCCCACGAAAGCGGUUGUGGCUGACCAAAAGACACUAGGAAAGACACAGCAAAGGAAGCCGAAAAACCAAAAGCAGGACAAGAACAAUCGAAGGGGGAGCACAUCUGAAACAGUUGCCUGGUGCUUUUGGGUGUCAUGGGACUUGUCCUAUAUUGUCCAGUACUUCCCCCUUAAUGCUAUAGCGAAAUUCCCUUAA
Messenger RNA from Cylindrotheca closterium, 3597 nucleotides. The record is from the annotation of a GenBank genome assembly. NCBI's taxonomy places the organism in Eukaryota, Bacillariophyta, Bacillariophyceae, Bacillariales, Bacillariaceae.